AUGUGGCGGCAGUCGUUUAUGCGGCUGUGCAAGGGCGCGGCGGCGGCGGGUGUUAAUGGUGGUGGGGCUCGUGCGAUGGCGGAGCUUGAAAGGAAAACGGAGGAUAUUUUCUCAAUCCGCAGGGCUCCGAAGAGUUUGUACGAGGACUGCAUGCACAGCAACACCCUCACCGACCACCCGCUGACGCACCGAACCAGUCGCGAUGAACUCGCGUAUCGCAAGCGUAAGCUGACGGAGAGAGGAAACUACGAACAGGCAGCCAAGGCAGAGGAGGAAGCGGAGCAUCGUGACAGCGAAGGCCGUGCUGGGGCUGAGACGCGAGAAUAUUAUAGUGCCAUUUGCGUUGUGGUGAUUGGCUACCUCACCGCACACAGCGUUGUGUUCAAAAGGUUUUACCCUGACGAUCUCCGGCCGUAUUAUUCGCCGGAUCGCGGGUACUCGGACGACGUCGCGGCACGACGUCAAGCUCUGGAGGCCGUGGACGAGCGUAUAGGUCUGAAUGUGAUGGAAAGUAUCUACAGCAAGCACAAAGAGAACAUAAAGCGUCAACUGGCGUGA
Trypanosoma rangeli is the source of this 558-nucleotide messenger RNA. RefSeq lists its product as uncharacterized. Lineage: Eukaryota; Euglenozoa; Kinetoplastea; Trypanosomatida; Trypanosomatidae. Bases 1 to 558 code for a protein of 185 amino acids. The transcript has a single exon. The record is from RefSeq and is a predicted model, not a curated record.